AUGUUUAAAUCCUUUUCCAUCACCAAGUGCCAGACAUUACGCCCUAACACUUUCAAUGCUUUGAAAAAUGGUUAUCGUGCAUUUUCGUGUGGUAAAUCAGCAAAAGUUCAUCAUGAAAAAAUGUGUGAAUUUGAAAAGGAUACAAUCGGAUGUAGCCAAAACAAACAGUACUUGUUGGAUUUGAUGAAGAAUGACACCUUGGAUGUUCCAAAAAUUGUUGAUGAAUUUGAUGGCUUGUUGGAGAAGGAUAGGAUUUUAAAUGUUUAUGUGUAUGGAAGUCGAUUGUACGGAAAACCUUGUACAGAUGUCUAUAAAGUGAAUGGAGGAAGUGAUUAUGAUUUAUUGAUGAUUUAUGAUUUUGAAGAGGAGCCUGAACAUUUGCUCUUUAUUACCAAUCAGAAGGACAAUUAUUGUACUGAAACAUUUGAUUCUUUAUUACCAAGAUAUUUGAAAGGAAGGGGUUUAUUAAGCAAUAAUAAUCCUAAUUGCAAUAUUAUUGAUGAUACAAGUGUGGAACAGAUUUCUCAAUCAAUUAUUAAAAAGAAGAAUCUGAAAACUGGGGAUGUAACCUAUGCCUUUUCGAAAAUACCCAAAUAUGAAUUGGAUAUUUCAAUUUAUUCGAAACAACAGUUUUUAAAUCAAUUGAAAAAGAACAAAUUCAAUGAAUUGUUGGCUCUUUUACUCGAGCAGAGUGAAGAAUAUCAACGAUUUAUCAUUCAACAAUCCUUUAAAUUAUCAGAGGAAUUUCCAGAAAUGAAAAAUCGAAUUGAUCCAAAAUCAAUCAUUGAUUCAUUCAAUCCAUUCUCUAGCAUGGUAUGGAAAUUUUGUAAAGGACUCUAUGAACACGAAUGGGGUUGGGAUCCUCCAGAAGUUGACAUAUUCAAAGCUAAGAAACGAGUUAUUCACACACUUCGUAUUUGUCAUUACGCAAAGCAGAUUGCUAAUCAUGGAAAAAUAGUGGAUUGGCAUGUUUGUGACAUGUAUUUUAAUGACAUUUUUCAGAGAGAGGAAAAAUACAGUGAUUGGGAAGAAAUAUCAAAAGUAUAUGAUCCAAUAAGGAAUUCACUAGUUAAUGAUUUGGAAAAUUUUAAAGGAAAUUUAGAAUAG
Messenger RNA from Naegleria gruberi, 1107 nucleotides. RefSeq lists its product as uncharacterized. The coding region runs from base 1 to 1107 and encodes 368 amino acids. Lineage: Eukaryota; Heterolobosea; Eutetramitea; Acrasida; Naegleriidae. The transcript has a single exon. The record is from RefSeq and is a predicted model, not a curated record.